Molecule: messenger RNA, 876 nt
Organism: Apiotrichum porosum
Lineage: Eukaryota; Fungi; Basidiomycota; Tremellomycetes; Trichosporonales; Trichosporonaceae
Product: Peptidyl-prolyl cis-trans isomerase B
Exons: 7
Coding region: 1-876 (291 amino acids)
Biological process (GO): protein peptidyl-prolyl isomerization; protein folding
Cellular component (GO): endoplasmic reticulum; fungal-type vacuole
Molecular function (GO): peptidyl-prolyl cis-trans isomerase activity
Source: RefSeq, a predicted model, not a curated record
AUGGCGCGCAUCUCGUUCUUCCCCCUCCUCGCGGCACUCAUCGCCGUCGUUGCCCUUUUCCUCGCCGCCCCGGCGCAGGCUGCCAAGGGCCCCGUCAUCACCAACAAGGUGUACUUUGACAUCGAGCACGGUGGCAAGCCCCUCGGCCGUGUCGUGAUGGGUCUUUACGGCAAGACCGUCCCCAAGACCGUUGAGAACUUCCGUGCUCUCUGCACCGGCAAGAAGGAGGACGGCGAGGAGCUUGGUUUCGGUUACGCUGGCUCGAGCUUCCACCGUGUCAUCAAGGACUUUAUGAUCCAGGGCGGUGACUUCACUGAGGGCAACGGCCGUGGCGGCAAGUCGAUCUACGGCGCCAAGUUCCCCGACGAGAACUUCAAGCUCAAGCACACUGGCCCCGGCACUCUCUCGAUGGCCAACGCCGGCAAGGACACCAACGGCUCCCAGUUCUUCAUCUGCACCGUCAAGACCUCGUGGCUCGACGGCCGCCACGUCGUCUUCGGUACCGUCCUCGAGGGCAUGGACAUUGUUCACGCUAUCGAGAACGUUCCCAAGGGCGGCCAGGACCGUCCCUCCCAGGACGUUACCAUUGCUGCUUCGGGCGAGCUCCCCAUUGAGCACGACGUCGACGAGGAGGGCAACCAGGUUGACCCCGAGGCCGCUGACGACGACGUUGUCCCCAGCAUCGACUCGGCCGCCGAGGCCGCCGUCGAGUCGUACCCCACCAUCUCCAAGCCGUCCAACUACCUCAUCUUCUUUGCCGUCUUUGUCGUCGCCCCCGUUGGCGUGUACGUCUACUUCCGUAAGGGAGGCAAGGAGAAGGUCCAGGUGAUGCUGGAGAAGCAGGGGUACGCCAAGGUGUCCCCUAUUCCCCUUUAG